CGCCCAGCCGCGCCUCACCCGGUUCCGACUUCCCCUCCAGCCCGGCUCGCUCCCCGCUCCCCGCUCCCCCGCUCCCCGCCGGCCACCCGUGGAGCCCGCGCCGCCCGCCGCGCUCGCAGAGGCCGCCAUGGGCCCCGCGCGCUGGCUGGCGCUGGGCAGCCUCCUCGCCCUGGGCGCGCAGCUGGAAGGCCGGCUGGUGGGCGAGGGGGACGCCGGCUUCGGCGAAUGUGACCCGUUCUUCUACGCCGGGACCCCGCCCGAAGGGCUGGCGGCCGAGGGCCACGUGAAGAUCUGCCAGCGCUCCGCGGGCGCCGAGCGCUUCGCCACCCUGUACAGCACCGAGGACCGCAUCCCCGUGUACUCGGCGUUCCGCGCCCCGCGCCCCGCGCCCGCUGGCGCAGAGCCGCGCUGGCUGGUGGAGCCGCAGAUCGAUGAUCCCAACAGCAACCUUGAGGAAGUGAUUAAUGAGGCUGACGCCAUCACCACUGUGGACAGGCUGGGAAGCAAGCAAGCCUUGACUACAGAUUACCUGGAUUCUGAUUAUCAGAGAGGACAGCUGUACCCGUUCUCCCUCAGCAAUGACUUGCACAUGGCCACAUUCGCUCUCACAAAUGCAGUUCCGAUGACCCAGGCCUUCCAGGAACGGUGGUACAUGAAUCUGAACAGCCUCAUGGACCGGGCCCUGACCCCACAGUGUGGAGGUGGGAACGACCUAUACAUCAUCACAGGCGCCGUGCCCUCAGACGUCAAAGUCAAAGACAAGGUGACCGUCCCUAAGUUUGUUUGGCUGGCAGCCUGCUGUGCUGUCCCCGGAGGAGGCUGGGCCAUGGGCUUUGUCAAGCACACCACGGACGGUGAUGUCAUAGAAGAUGUGAUGGUGAAAGAGCUGGAGAAACUGCUUCCGUCUAACCCUCAGCUGUUCCAGAACAACUGUGGUGAAACAGAACAGGACACGGAGAAAAUGAAAAAAAUCCUGGAAAUGGUUAACCAAGUCCAGGAUGAAGAGCGGAUGGUGCAAUCUAAAGAAACCACUGGUGCCCUCCCCAGCACAAGGAGCAAGAGGUCUGCUCUGCAGCCUCCAGAGGCACCCGAGGAAAGGAGGAGCUUUCUGGGGAAUCUCGUAGGCUUCAUCGCCGCCCCGUUCAUCAAGCUUUCCCAAUUAAUUUGCUACCUUGUGGUAGGCAUCCUGAAGAACACGGUGUAUGUCCUGUGGUAUGCCACCAAGCAGGUGAUUAAUGGCAUAGAAAGUUGCCUUUACCACCUGGGUUCGGCCACUGUCUCCUACUUCUUGGCCAUUGGGGAAGAGUUGGCAAGCAUUCCCUGGAAGGUACUCAAAGUCAUAGUCAAAAUCAUCAGGGCCAUUCUCCGGAUCCUUUGUUGUCUGCUGAAGGUUGUUUGCCGCAUUCUGGGCAUCCCUGUCCGAGUCCUUGUGGAUGUGGCCACUUUCCCCGUGUACACCAUGGGCGCCAUUCCCAUUGUGUGCAAGGACAUUGCAGUGGGCCUCGGUGGCGCCAUCUCUCUGCUCUUUGACACUGCUUUUGGUACCAUGGGUGGCCUAUUUCAGGUUGUCUUUAGCGUCUUCAAGCGAAUUGGCUACAAGGUUACUUUUGAAAAUUCUGGGGAGUUAUAGAAUUCAAAAAACUAAUAGUGGCCAGUCACAGUAAAUUUGAUUUUUUUUUUAAUAGAAAAGGCUGGAAUACUUUGUACAAUGGGUCUUUGUUCACUAUCAACUAUCAUUAAUUUUGGCCUUUCAUGGGGAUGAAUGUAUGUUUUUGCAAAGGAAGAUGGUGCAAUUUAGACUUGACCCUAGAGAAAUGGUCAGGGUAGGACUAUGUGUAGGUCAUCUGAUAUGAAAUGAGCAAACUUCUAAACCAUAACCUUUAGUUAUUUACUCUGAUACAGAUGGCCAGCUGAGACAUUCUGGUGUUCAUUAAAGUUCUACAAGAGGGGAAAAUGAAAAAGAGGACAACUUUAAACCAAAGGGUUUCUGAGACGAUGAGAAAGAAAUCUUGUUCCUCUUGUUACUCUCUGAGACUCAAGGCAAAACUGGUAUAAAUAUUCUUGGCCAAUGUGUCUUUCGCUUCUCUUUCUCCUCAACUCAGCCGACCUUGGUGAGAUGCGGACAUGCUUCCCUGGUGAAAUAGCUUCCUUAGGGUAUAGAGUCUGCUAUAUCCCUUAGCUUUCUGUGGCUUCUAAGGACCUUUCAGAUGUUUUUUAUUUUUUU
Molecule: messenger RNA, 2224 nt
Organism: Eptesicus fuscus (big brown bat)
Lineage: Eukaryota; Metazoa; Chordata; Mammalia; Chiroptera; Vespertilionidae
Gene: ENDOD1
Product: endonuclease domain containing 1
Exons: 2
Coding region: 128-1630 (500 amino acids)
Molecular function (GO): hydrolase activity; nucleic acid binding; metal ion binding
Source: RefSeq, a predicted model, not a curated record